UAGGUCUCCGAUGGAGGGGUGUGACUAACAUCUGGGUUUGUUGUUAUUUCACUGAGACUGAAUUGAGUCUUCUUACAUCAGUAAGUAAGCACUUAUUUUCUUGACUCUUGCAGCCAAAGCAUUUCUGAGCAGUUUGUUCUACUGUUACAGUGUUUAUUCAGACAAGGACAGAGCAUUUCUUUCUUCCUCAUCGUUUUUUAAUGAGGCAACUUUCUUGUCAUGAGCCUGCCAUACUGCAACUGAGCAACACCGCAUUAGUACAGUAUUUGUCUUGCAUUUAGAAAUAUGCACACGGACAUUGAAUCUUCGUGAAGUCUUGACAGUAAAUCCUUGUUUGUCUGGGGGAUGAACAGAAGGACGUUGGAGGAGAUAAGAGGAUUGUGGUAAGAGGAUAAUGAAAUGUAAAUGUUAAAACGAGGAUAACGAGAGGUCAAAGAAAGGAGAAAAGCAAAGCAUCCUGAUGGUACCACGUUCUCACAAUUGUUUGAAUGGACGCAGGUUAAGUGUUUUAUCUUAACACAUUAUCAUGUUACACUUCAAUGUUCAUGUUUAUUCUAAAACACUUCCAAAACGUCUGGGAUGUUUGGCAAACUUUUCGCACUCACGCUUGUAAUCCUGACCCUCCCGACCCUAGCACACACCACAAUCCUAAGCAGAGCUUUCAUACUAUUUCCAACCCCGAAUUGAUCUUUUCCACAGUCAAUGGAUCAGACAUCUACAUGAACAGCUGUCUCCAUGGCAAUGGCACCAGUUUUGUAGAGUCGCUGUUUGAGAAUUUCGACUGUGAUCUGCACAUGCUCAGUGUGUCUCCAGAGGAGCAGAAGGAGCACAAAGAGGAAGAGGAGAAGACUCAUCUCAAUAAAUCUACACCGACUGACACGCCCCCUCCUCUGCCAACCACCCCCCUCCCUGAUGACUACUAUGAAGAAGCUGUUCCUCUGGAUCCUGGAUCCACCCCUCAGUACUUCACCACCAACAUGAACACUUCCAGGAACUCGGUGGAGGAUGCUUACUAUGAAGAUGCCGACGAUAACUACCCCACCACCAUGAUUGACGGGCCGCCCAAAAACUCCUACAAUGACUCCGAUGCUCUGAGCAGUUCAUACGAGUCUUACGAAGAAGAAGAGGAAGAGGAGGCCAAAGGACGGGAGCGACCUCAGAGAUGGAUGGCCGAGGAGAGUCCCGAUGAACCGGUUAAAGACUGCCGCAUCUGUGCCUUCCUACUGCGAAAGAAACGCUUUGGCCAAUGGGCCAAACAGUUAGUCGUUGUCAGAGACAAUAAACUGCAGUGCUAUAAGAGCAUCAAAGAGAGCACUCCCCACACAGAGCUCCCGCUGAAUCUGUGUAACGUCAUCUACGUCCCGAAGGAAGGCCGGAAAAAGAGACACGAGUUGCGCUUCUCGUUGCCUGGAGGCGAAGUUCUGGUCCUGGCUGUUCUGAGUAAAGAGCAGGCCCAGCGGUGGCUCAAGGUGGUGCAAGAUGUUGGAAGCCAAUGUAGCAACACUGAAGUAUCCACGUCUCCCAUUAUACAGAGGAAGUUGGAGCUUGACAAGAUGCUGCAGAGUGACCGGCAGGCAUCGGACUCAGACAGCGGGCCAACGGCAGAAAACCAGUCCACUGCACAGGGACCAGGACGGGACCCCAGUGACUCACUGAACAGGGGGAAGCGCGGAGCGUUCUCAGAGCUGACGGGGUCAAUGAGCAGAGCGGCCGGGAAGAAAAUCAACCGGAUCAUCACUUUCUCCAAACGGAAACCUCCGUUACCAGGAGAGCCUCCCUCCUCUUCCGGUCACCGUGAAAACCCACGCUGUGGCUUCCUCAGUGCGUGUCUGAGCGGCUCUUGGAAGGAGCAUUGGUGUGUUGUGCGAGGAGGAAGCUUGUACCUGCAGAAGGACCCCGGGGACCGGGGGCCACCGGCCAUCGUGGUACCGCUCAAAGGUGCAGAGGUGGUGACAGGCGGCUUCGGCCCCAAACAUCCCUUCUCCUUCUGCAUCCUGCAGGCUGGCAGCGAACUAGCAUCCUUGGAGGCCAGCUGCUCGGAGGAUCUCGGCCGCUGGCUGGGUGUGUUGUUCGCAGAGACCGGCAGCACCACUCUCCCUGAAGAGCUGCACUACGACUACAUCGACGUGGAUACGCUCACUGACAUCCGGCACGCUGCGAGACACUCCUUCCUGUGGGCCACUACCACUGCUACUUCCUCCAGCAGCACCUCGACAGACUCCAGAACAUAUGAUGAUGUCUAUGAAAGCAUCGCGGAGGGCGAUGUUGAGAGCCGAGCUGGACCAGUGAGACGUCAUGCCUCCUUCUCCAGCAGGGACUCCGAAAAAACAGAACAACAGGCCGCCAUCAAGAGACACGCCUCCAAUGUAAAUCAGUACGGACGGUAUGGCAAGACGCGUGCGGAGGAGGACGCCAGGCGGUACCUGACUCAGAAAGAGGAACUGGAGAAGCAAAAGGAAGAGCUCAGACACGCGCUGAUUUCCCUCCGCAAGGAGAAGAAGGAGGUGAAGGAGGAGAUGCAGAGUGUUACAGGUCAUGGUGUGGAGCGGUUAGCCAAGCUGGAGGUGCUGUGUAAACAGAAAGAGGAGGAGAGGGUGGAGGUGGAGCUCAGACUGACAGAGGUCAAAGAAAACCUGAAGAAGUCAUUGGCCAGGGGAGCCCUGGGUCCUCCCACUGACACCAAGAUCAGCGUCAAGGCACAGGGCAGUAAGGUGGAGAAGGUUUAUAAUGAGACUGUGCCCAUCAACUCAGCAACUGAGCUUCGUAAACGCCCACCAGCUCUUUACGCCUCCUCCAAGGUGAACGUCAUGCAGAAGGCAAAGGAGUGGGAGUCAAAGAAGGGGACCUAGACUGAACAUAAACGGAUCGACAGAUGGAUUCAUGUGAAGGGAGGAUGUGUUAAAAGAAGAAACAGUUGCAGAUAACUGGCAUUGGGAAGAAGAGGAGAGGUAAAAGAGGGAAGAGGACAGACUCUGACAGUUUUCCCUCUUGACUAUCAAGAAAAAGAGGAACCUUUGCAAGUAGAGGCAGCACGGUGCUGUCUCAACCACUGUAGAUAUGACAGACGUCACUGAUGUACCAGUACAGUAUUAAUGUGGAUCACUAUGAACAGUAUAGUUUGCGUGUGUGUUUGCAUUUGCACAGGGCUGCAGAAAGCGAAAAUGUGAUUAUUUCAUAGAAAUGCAUCACAAAGGGAGAGUGUGGUUCAUGAACACUGUGAGUUCAGAGUUACAGGCCACUGGUUUAAUACCUUCACAGGAUACCUGUCAAUGUAAAAUGAAAACCAAAAGUAAAGACAUGAUUAUUACCUUAAAUUAUCUUUGUUAAUGAGAGAAGUAUCCCACAUUUUGUGAGGUGUAUUUAAACCAUUAGGAAAGCAUAUCGAGUAUGACACUGUUCCUGAAACAAACGAGUAAAAUGUUUAUUAUUGCAAUGUGAAACUAUUGGUUUUUAACCGUUAUAUGUGUAUUUUUUUUUGUUGCCUUUUGCACUUUAUCUUGUUGUAUUUUGUGAUUACACAAAUGUCUUGGAAAUUAGCCUUAGCGCCCCACUUCGGAAUCGUGAGGAUAAAAGCUUGUGUCUGCUUUCCCUGAUCAUCGCAGCGACAUGAACGAACACACAUGUUGGAGUAAAUGAUUACUUUAUCAAGA
Messenger RNA from Anarrhichthys ocellatus (wolf-eel), 3650 nucleotides. Its product is annotated as actin filament-associated protein 1-like 1. Gene Ontology annotation, molecular function: SH3 domain binding. The record is from RefSeq and is a predicted model, not a curated record. The transcript is spliced from 17 exons. Bases 540 to 2849 code for a protein of 769 amino acids. Gene Ontology annotation, cellular component: cytosol. NCBI's taxonomy places the organism in Eukaryota, Metazoa, Chordata, Actinopteri, Perciformes, Anarhichadidae.